AAAUAGCGCCACACAGACUAUCUGGUUUAAAAAUCGGAGAUUUAAAUGCAGAGACUCAUCGACAACUUUGUAGAAAACUAAACAUCGACGUUUCUGAUAAAGAUUGGAGAACUCUGGCAGGGCGCAUGAAGUACACUACCCAACAAGUCAAAGAAUUCGCUCAGGAUGCAAAUCCUGCAGACAAAUUGUUGGACUGCUGGAGCACAGGCGAGGGACAUGAUGUUGCUUCCUUGAUAGAACUCGUGAAAGGGAUGAACAGGGAUGAUCUGGUUGAGUUACUGGAAUCUGACCCCAACCCAACGAAAUUUUAUCUAUGA
Molecule: messenger RNA, 317 nt
Organism: Paramuricea clavata
Lineage: Eukaryota; Metazoa; Cnidaria; Anthozoa; Malacalcyonacea; Plexauridae
Source: the annotation of a GenBank genome assembly